AUGACGCGUAACUUCGGGGAAGAUGAAUUUCAACGCCUUUACAAAAAAGCGGAGUUUGAUAGAAAGCACAAGGAGGUGAAGAAAAUCGAGAAAAGAAUUAGAAGUUUAGUUGACGAUAUCUCUGACUAUAUAGGCCGCAAGGAUCCACUUUUCAAAAACUUUGUAAUCCCCAGCGGAAGUUUUUAUGAAGAUCUUAAAGUCGAAGGACCCGAUGAAUUCGAUUUUAUGAUUUGCUUGGAAGAGCUUUCCUGUCCUAGUGUGAGUGUUACGAAGGAUAUUCCCAUGAGACCGGUCCCCGAUCCCGGCUACGUAGAUGUUCAGAUCGCCAACGAAGUUUAUCGUAAUCGGUGGCAAAGCUACAUUUCCAAGCGAGGAAAUCUCAAACCUGGUGUCCUCUUGAGAAGAUUUAAAGAACUUAUCGAGGAAGCAAUAGCCAAGAGAAAGCGACCUUCUGGCGGUGAGAUGGCUGUACUUGUCGACAUUCAGCUCAGAAAGAUCCCGAUAACGAUAACGAUAACUUUGUGCAUCAAAAUGUCUGGAUGGCCGAACGCUUCAGAUAUAUUGACACGAGUGAAAAGGGAGCACCCUGGCUAUGAAGUGUUCAGAGAGGCUGUGGCUGGGGGAUAUCAUCUUGUGGCUUCUACAAUUGGAGAAUCUGGUAAACCUCGACCCUGCUGGCGCUUAUCAUUUUCCAUCCCAGAGGGGAUUGUACUCAAACACAUCUGCAGAAACCCUAGCCUCAUUCAUAGGAUGACGCUCAAGGUUCUCAAGGUAUUGCGGAAGGAAAAUGAGCAUUUUUUAUUUCUCGUUGAACAGCCAGCCGAUGACGCAGGAUCUUUCAACAUAACUUGGGUAUUCCAUUCGUACGUAUUAAAAACAAUGUUCUUACAUGAGUGGACUGAAUUUCCGGAAGAUUUAUAUUGGACGAAGGAUAAACUAGGAAAACGAAUCAAGGGCAUUUUAGAAAGGAUCCAGAGUAGUGUGGCUCGCAAAGACAUUCGCAGUUUCUGGGUUCCAGAUUAUAAACUUUUUAAUUUCCGAGCAAGAAAGGCAACCAACACGGAGAACUGUGUGGAUAACCUUGCCAUUCUCCUAGGUAGAUUUAAAUUUUCGUGA
Messenger RNA from Porites evermanni, 1116 nucleotides. The record is from the annotation of a GenBank genome assembly. NCBI's taxonomy places the organism in Eukaryota, Metazoa, Cnidaria, Anthozoa, Scleractinia, Poritidae.